Molecule: messenger RNA, 3117 nt
Organism: Linum trigynum
Lineage: Eukaryota; Viridiplantae; Streptophyta; Magnoliopsida; Malpighiales; Linaceae
Source: the annotation of a GenBank genome assembly
ACCAAAUACAGACUGAGUUAUUUGUUUAAACUAGCUUGUCAUUAUGCUACAAUGCUGAUAGAGAGAUUGAGAUUUGAUUAGAUUCUAUCAUCUUAUACAUGCACUCAGAAAAUCAAAGUACACCGUUUCAUGUCCAUAUAUGACCUAGAACAAUGAAAAUUUUAAGUAUACGGUUUCUAUCUAGGAAACUGUAAGUCUAAACAAACAUAAAACUUGUUCAUCAUGGAAUUUCCAUAUUAUAUCAAUUUUGCACAAACCUCCCUUCUUCUUCUUCUUCUUCUUCUUCUUCUUCUUCUUCUAGGCCAGUCAUUUCAAGAAGGCAGCAGCAGGUUUAAGCGGGUUUCUCGUAGGAAUUCUUGUCUCUGAAUUCUGAAAUGGCAGCUCGUAUCGUACCACCAGAAUCGGGCUGCACGAGCAGAUGUGUGUCGUCCAGAACAUGAAUGAUAAACUUCUGCGACGGGGGCUUUGAAGCAUUCAGGUUGACGAUGAAUUGUGCCAUUGGUAUGUCACUGUGACCAUAGAUGCCAAAACAACAAGACGAGAGGACACAAGAAACCAGUCACUGGCAAUGAAAGGGAAACCUGAACAGAAACUGUGGCAUGGAAACCUAAUGAUUGCUCUAUCGUUGUUCUUCACAUGCUACACAUACGCAAUCAAAAGGUCUUCCAUAUUGUACUGGUUCAUCACACAUUUGUAGCACCAUGGGUGACAGAUGCAUCAUUUAACUCUUCCCAAGCAGGUAAAGGAAUCCAGAAGGAACACAUUCUAAGCCAUUUGUAUUCACACAAAUUUCAUUCACAAGCCAUCAAUUAUGGGUGCUUGUACUAAUAAAGCAAUCAGCUUUCCACCCCCAAAGCAAAAUUGUACACAUCACUACAGUAAUAUUCGGUUUAGAAAUAGAAGUGAACAACAAACUCACCAGGCAAUGAACAAUCCUUUGGUGGCAUUCGCCAUCUUGAAUCAGAGUAACAACAGCAAGCUCAAGAGCCCCAAACUGCCAGCCAAAUUAAGAUGGCAUGAAAUGAAAUCAGAAUCCACCCAUUUAUCAGAAAUGGAAGAUAAAGCAUGAACAUAAAAGCAACCUGCAAAUAAGGUCAUCACCAUUUAUCAGAAGCUCGACAAAACCCCAAAUGGAACGCUAAAUCCAAACAUGAUAUAUCCUAUUAGGAUCAGGCUCUAACAGAUCCCGGUUAGCAGAAGCAGACUUACUCGAAUCAAAUUGCAACAAGGGAAGAAGCUACCAAGCUCCGCUCUUCUCUGCCGGCUGCGACCGUUGCCGAUUGAAAGAAGAGAAGGAAAGGGGGUGAGAUUUCUCUCCGGCAGCUGCAUAACAAUUAACAGCAUGAGAAUCCAGAUGGGCCAUUAAAAAAAAAAAGAAUUCAGAUGGUUGGGUUCAACUUCUUGGGCCGAAUCUCCAUCAGCUCAUUUAAUGCGGCCCACAGUAUCCAGGUCCAGUUCGCAGAAAAUUUUCGUUUCGUCUUCGAUAGUUCGUUCGUUUGUUUCCUGCCGCGAACAGUUUCCAAUUCCAUGGCGAUUGAUUAUUACGAAUCAAAAUGAAAAAAAAAAAGAAGAGAAAAUGGAACGAAAAGGAAAUUGCUGACACGCAAAGAGGGCUGGGCAGGGAAAGGCAGGCGAAGAGAAAUAAAAAAAAGCUGGAAGCUUAAAUCUUCCCAGCUGCUCAAUUCAUUCGUUCGUCACAGUCCUCUUAUCAAAAUUGAGUCUUUGCCCCUUCGUCACUUACCGUAAAGCUUUUGUUUAAGGUUUCGCGGUCUCCCGCGAUUGAAGAAAACCCUAGAGAUGAACUCGUCCGACUCGAAUUGGGUCGACAUCUCCGAGAUUUACCUGCGUUACUGUGCUAUUAGAGCAGGGAAUGCGUACCUGGAAGGCAGCAGUUGUUCGGACCAGGAUGAGCUACAGAAACUCAAAAUUUCCCGGGAUGAGUUAGCUGAGCUAUUAAAGGUUGUUCAGAAGAGAGUGCAGAAGGACCAAGGGUUUUCUAUUUUUGAUGAACUGCGCAAGCUCAUGUCAAAUUCAAGAUUGAUGAAGGAUGUCCGCGACUUUUCGUGCUUCUAUGAUUUUGUAUUCUUUAUCUCUCGCGAGAAUGGUCAAAAGAACAUUACUGUAAACAAGGCGGUUACUGCAUGGAGAUUGGUUUUGGCUGGGAGGUUUAGGUUGCUAAACCAAUGGUGUGACUUUGUAGAGAAAAAUCAGCGAUACAAUAUUUCGGAGGAUACAUGGCAGCAAGUUCUGGCUUUUAGUCGCUGUGUACAUGGAAAUUUUGAAGGCUAUGAUCCUGAAGGUGCUUGGCCUGUCCUUAUAGAUGAAUUUGUGGAGCAUAUGUACAGAACAUCUGGGUCUAAGAAUAAGUGCAACUGUAAAUCCUAUGAUAGCGGUGAGUUGGAAUCUCAUCCAUGUGCUUUUGAAGACCCUCUUCCCGGGUUGAAGGUAACUCCUGGUUUGAAGAGGAAGUUCGCCAACUUGGGAUUAGAUGAAGAAAUGGAGCUCUGUGAUUCUCCAGAACCGAAUCUUUCUUCAAAGUCGAAACGAAAUAGGCUAGUCUACCACCAGAAGAGUUGUAUGGUGGAUAAUCCGCCAGGUGGCGACUCAGCUGAUGAUGGCAUGGAAGUAACGAAACAGAAUAGUCCAGUUGGGUGUGCAGUUGAGAAUUGCUUGUCCAAAGGGAUUGCAGGGCUGUUUUCUGGGGGUUCAUAUUUGCAGCUAGAUAAAGAGAGGAGAGUUUCAUAUAUAUAGAGGUCUGGCCGAGCCAGAAAAUAGGCUUUGAAUCAAGAGGAAUCGACCUGUACAUGCCAAUGUGGUAGUUCUAUAUCGAAGCUCGUGUUGGAAUUCUGUUUCUGGCAAUUGGAAUUAGGUAUUGACGGGUUGUUUUGCAAUGAUGGCAAGAUAGAUUGGAUUUGUGUCACUACAGAAUAAUGGAGCAGUUUUUGUAUAGGCCGCUUGCAUGCAUAGUUGUGGUGUGUAUAACAAUUUAAACUUAGAGCCAUUAAUAUUCUUUAGGCCAGCAACUACGCACUAUGUGGCCUGGGUUUUACUCAGAAGGUGAAGGUAUUCUAUGAUUGUUUGCCCUUUGUGAAAGGGGAAGAAAUAUGUGAGAUGGAA